Molecule: messenger RNA, 681 nt
Organism: Drosophila elegans
Lineage: Eukaryota; Metazoa; Arthropoda; Insecta; Diptera; Drosophilidae
Gene: Obp50d
Exons: 3
Coding region: 115-636 (173 amino acids)
Molecular function (GO): odorant binding
Source: RefSeq, a predicted model, not a curated record
UUUUAUUUUCACGAUGGGUGGUGAUGGGCCAAACCGAAAGCCGUUAAAACAUCCGGUUUUGAGUUGUAUAUAUAUGAAAUAUGGGGACUGUACGAUCAGCAGAAGUUACCCGACAUGCUCCACCUGCUGACUUGGGCUCUACUUUUUAUACCAGCUUUUCAGGCGGCAGAGAGAGUCUGCUCUGAAAGGCCAGAUGUAACUGCCUUGAAAAAUUGUUGCAAGCUGCCCAACCUUGAUUUUUCAAGUUAUAAUUCCAAGUGCGGUCAAUAUUUGCUCAAUGGGGCUCAUAUUGCACCAUGCAGCUUUGAUUGCAUUUUCCAAGCGGCAAAUGCUAUAAACGGCACAAGUCUGGUGAUGGAAAACAUCGAAAAGAUGAUAAGACCCAUUCUGGAAUCUGAUGAGUUUCAACAGGUCUAUGUGGACGGUUUCAGGACCUGUGCUGCCCAGGAGAAGGUUAUGAUUAAGGCCCUGAAACGUCGCAGGAUGCCGGUCACCGGGAGUUGUGCCUCCAUGUCCUUGAUGUACGGCCUAUGUGCCCAUCGGUACGUCUACCGCAAUUGCCCGGAAAGUGUCUGGAGCAAAACUGCCGGGUGCAAUGAGGCCAGGGAGUACAACAUUCGUUGCGACGACUAUUAACUGGCUAGUCCAUUAAAAUGAAAUAAAUCACAAUAGUUCAGCUGC